Messenger RNA from Alternaria alternata, 969 nucleotides. RefSeq lists its product as hypothetical. The coding region runs from base 1 to 969 and encodes 322 amino acids. The transcript has a single exon. Lineage: Eukaryota; Fungi; Ascomycota; Dothideomycetes; Pleosporales; Pleosporaceae. The record is from RefSeq and is a predicted model, not a curated record.
AUGCUGCGUGAGGUAACCCUGUACAAGAGUUUGUGGGCAGAGAUUCGCCGCUUGCGAAACCAAGUUCAGGAGCUCCAAAAAGACAUGCUCGCCAAGGUGGACAAAGUGGACGCGAUAUCUGAUGACCAGUUCGCGAAGGAGUUUCGCUCGCUCGCCUCGACUAUCAAAUCUUUCAGCCGCUCGAUUCGCUUCACUGAUCAACCCAACAUCGUGGAAGUUCUCAAUUCGCUUGUCUUGGUGAAAGACGUUGCGUCUCAUCACUGGAGUAGUCGAGCGAGAAAGAAGCCCUUGGUCGAAGCAUGGAUCUGGUCCAUUUUGAUAUCUCUUGUGUUCGAAAGCCCUUACGCCAUCUUCGGAGACCGCUGCCAAGCCGUGCAUGAGGCAUGGCUUCAGAUCUAUGGAGCGGGACAUCUUCACAGCUGGCCAAUUCCUUCUUCGCAAUCUGAGUCAUGGCGUUUUAAGACAGUGGAGCAGCUGUAUGAGCAAACAAGGCCAGAGACUAUCGCAGAUGACAAGUCAAAACUCUUGCCAGAGGGCUUGACAGCUAGCAUGGUCGAUGUCCAUACCUAUGUGACAAAUAUUAUCUCCAGCCAUUUUGAGUGGUUGUCUCCCGGAUACAGAGUGUCGGACGUCCAUUCUAUCGUCGACAAAGCCUUUGCCCUGGCUGUGAAUAUGUUCCUACAGCGAUCGCGACUCCAGGUCACCUAUCCAGCAAUCGAGGCCGAGUUCGACGAGAAGAGCAUGACAUCUGUGGAAGACGACGACGAGGAAGACAUGGAGGUAGGAGUCGUGGCUUUCAUCAUCAACCCAGGUCUGACCAAAUGGGGCGAUGUUCAUGGAGAACAUUACGACCAAGCUUACGACAUCGUGCCGUCACUUGUGCAACUGGAGCCGAGGGACUCAAGUCACAAUCAGCGAGGUGUUCAGGCAGAGUCUGGUAUCAAGCAAGAAGCCGGAGUGGAGCAAUAG